Molecule: messenger RNA, 1335 nt
Organism: Brenthis ino (lesser marbled fritillary)
Lineage: Eukaryota; Metazoa; Arthropoda; Insecta; Lepidoptera; Nymphalidae
Source: the annotation of a GenBank genome assembly
AUGGAGUCUGCCGGCGAUUGGUGUCUAAUUGAAAGUGAUCCUGGAGUAUUUACUCAAUUGAUAAAAAAAUUUGGUGUAAAUGGGGUUCAAGUUGAAGAACUAUGGUCUAUAAAUGAAGAUGGAGUAUUUGAUGAUCUAAGACCAGUUCAUGGCCUCAUAUUUCUAUUUAAAUAUCUGCAGCAUGAGGAGCCACCUCAUCCUGUUGUAAAAGAUAAGCGUCUUGAGAAGAUUUUCUUUGCUAAACAGGUUAUAAAUAAUGCAUGCGCAACACAGGCAGUUAUAAGUCUUUUAUUAAAUUGUAAUCAUCCAGAUGUGGAUAUUGGUCCAGAAUUAACUAAAUUAAAGGAAUUCAGUAUGUCCUUUGAUCCAAAAAUGCGUGGAUUAACUCUCAGCAAUUCCCAGACAAUACGAAGUGCACAUAAUUCAAUGUCACAACAAACACUUUUUGAAUUUGAUGCAAAAGCUCCGACCAAAGAUGAGGAUGCUUAUCAUUUUAUUGGCUAUAUGCCCAUAGAUGGGCGACUAUAUGAGCUUGAUGGUCUCAGAGACGGGCCGAUUGAUCAUGGUGCAGUAGCUCCAGACCAAGAUUGGCUUGAUGUUAUUCGUCCAAUAAUUUUGAAGAGGAUUAAUGAAUAUAAAGAAGGCGAAAUUCACUUUAAUUUGAUGGCGCUCGUAUCCGACAGGAAGAUGAUUUACGAGCGACAAAUCCAAGAACUAAUGAAUCAGACUCAAAUGCUCGGCAUGGAGACAGAUGACUCGGAAAAUGAGAUUCGCCGUCUGAGGAUGCUGAUAGAGCUAGAGGAGAGCAAGAUGGCCAAGUACCGGCGAGAGAUGGCGCGAAGGAGGCACAACUACUUGCCGUUCAUCAUAACACUGCUGAAGAUAUUAGCAGAGGAGAAGAAGUUGUUACCGCUGUACGAGAAGGCCAAGGAGCGCGCGCUCAAGAAGGGGCCGAAGAAGUCCAGCCCCUCGCGCGUGCUGCCGGCCUCCGAGCACCUGCAGUACUCGCUGGCAGACCUGGACGCCAUCUUCACGGAGCCGCAGGAGCCCCCGUCGCACGCCGCGCUCGAGCCCCACUCGGCGCUCGAGCGCAGUCUCCUGGACCCGCCCGCAGACCUCGACCUGCUCGCUCCCGACGACUUCCUCAAGGACGUGAUCCUCGAGCCUGGCCUCGACCCCGACCUGCUCGACGUGCAAGACAUGUUCGACGACGCCAUGAUGAUGGACGCAUCGCUCGACGACGCGCCCGCCGCGGACGCCCUCGACCCCGACGACCUGCUCGUCGCGCCCCUCCGACGAGAACCGGACAAGGACGAGGACUGCGACAAUGCCGAC